ACUCGUCUGACUCUCUGGUGCGAUUGUUAAGAACAUUCAGAACCCAGUUAAAAUUGAUUCUUAUUUUGUUUCAUAUAAUACCCGUGCAAACAUUUACAUAUUUCAUUUAGUUCGGAUAUUUUAAAUUAUUUUGUUAAUAAUUAACUGGAAAAAAAAACAACCAGCUAAAACGCUGGAAGUGGUCUGAAAGUUAAGCAUAAUAUACGGGAGUAAAGCAAAGUAUCCGGAAGCGGUCCUGCCGAAGGGUCUCGGCCCGAAAUGUCGCCUGUACUCUUUCCUAUUGAUGCUGCUUGGCCUGCUGAGUUCCUCCAGCAUUUUGUGUGUGUUGUUCAGGUUUGAUUCCCGUUCUCCGGUAAUUUGUGAGAAUCGCGGGGACUUCAAGAUCUUUCCAGGCCACGGGUGCUCGGGCUUCAGUCUAUCUCCAAAGAUUGUUCGCAGUGCAUUCCAUCUGAAAGCUAUGGCCCGAACGAUUCCAGGGUCAGCUUCCAUGUGUUGUUCUGGUUAAUGACCAAUCAGACGCCGAGAAAUAAACGAAGAAUAAACUGCUGUUCUUCAGACCAGAGGCCGUGCCCCUGAAAAGUUAGCUCGGUACACUCUCAGCCUGAUUGUGUCCAGAAUUUAACACACGAAGUGGAAAGGUUAACCGAUUGGAACGGAGAUGAGAAGGAAUUUCUUGGGUCUGAGGGUGGCGAAUCGAUGGAAUUCAUUGCCACAGACGGCUGUGGAGGCUAAGUCAUUAGGGAAACGCACUGGGAAAGACAGGAGGCAAUGAGGGGGAAUCGGCUGCAAGUUAAUACAAAACCAGCAAGCGGCAGAUGGGAAGGCAUACAAUUUCAUUUUGGUCAUUGGGAAGUUAUUGAUGGCUGCGAUGAUGGAGGUCAUUGGCAAGUGCAACCAGAUGUAAAGCUCAAAUGCAACCACCUUGAUGUGAACAGAAUUAUUGUUUCAUCGCACUUGUUAAAUACUUUGCAUGGUGCAAGUAAAGAAACAACGAAUGAAGAGCAUUUCAGCCACCAAAAGGGUAAAUGUUCCUCACAACAACUUGCAGCCAAGGAUCUGAACAAAUGUUCUGUUAGCUCUGAGUGUCCAAAUGAGUCAUCAUUGGAGAUGUGCAACCCUGCCCCACCAGUGGCCAAACAUAUAACUGAACCACAAAAUAAUAAUAUUGAAAAAACAACCUCUUCUAACAAUCAAUGUAGAAAGCUCGUGUUGUCCAUGACAAACCAUCAAUCAACUGACAAUCAAUUGAAUGAUUUGAAGCAGGUAAGAGAAUCAAGAUCAGAAAUUUCUGAGUGCCAUGAUCAACGUCACAACGAGUGCUCUGGGCAGCUUUUAAAGAAUAAUGAAACUUCAACAGUAAACCAACUUCCUGCAUUUAAGUUGGAAGGUAAACUACCCACCUGUUCAAAGAUGGAGAAUAAAACUAAAUAUCCCGAAAUUUGCAGUGAAAAGAAGUUUAAUUGGAAGGAAGGACUUUUUCAAGUUAAAGGAACCUCAUCUAAAAGAAAUACUGAUUCAGGGAUAUUAAGAACAGCACAAGAAUCCACUUCGUGUAGUACAAUAGGUCAAACAUAUGCAGUUGACUGUCUUACAGAAAGACCAAUGGACAGGCAGAUCAACAGCAAUCGUUUUCAGGAGCUAGCUAACUUUACAGGCUUAUCAGCACGGUAUCUUGCAACGUGCCAUUUGCAGAACCCGCUUGAUAUGGCUAAAGAAGGUGUAAAUAUAUACCCUGGUGGAAGCAAAAAUAAUCACACUGAUGAUAUUAUUCAAAGUUUAUCCAAAGAACGAAUGCAAAGUAAACGUCAGAAUUAUCAGCUGGCUAGAAUCACUCUGCUGGAAGAUAAAAGUACAUCCCUGGAAACUAUGGAAUGCAUCUCACAGAUGGAUCAACAAGAGUUUGAACGUGCAAAAUCUGUGGCUACAGCAAUGCUUCUUCCAGCAUUCCGCCCAUUUCCUUCCAAACAAUCACUGCAUCGAAAUAAGGGGACAACAAAGUUACAAAAUCAAGCGAAAUACCUGCAAGAAAAUAAUUCUUUAAAAAUGGAUCAUUGCACUUCACAUAUACCAGAUGUACGGUCAGUCCAGAACAUGACAGAAGUGACACUAUCUGAAGGCCAUAUUACUGUAGCUCAGUUAUUGCAAACCAUGACUGAGGGAAUGGAUCAAAAUCGAGAUGCAAUCCAGAUAAGCAGCUGUUUUAAGGAAGGUCACAGAACAAAAGGAAUGAAGAGUAAAGAUCUCAAUGAAGACUUAUUUCUGUUUUUACAGAAAACAAAGAAAAUGCAUUAAGCUGCUAACAGCUGAAUUUUAAGGAAAUGUUGCA
Messenger RNA from Mobula hypostoma (lesser devil ray), 2326 nucleotides. RefSeq lists its product as uncharacterized. The transcript is spliced from 7 exons. The record is from RefSeq and is a predicted model, not a curated record. Lineage: Eukaryota; Metazoa; Chordata; Chondrichthyes; Myliobatiformes; Myliobatidae. The coding region runs from base 769 to 2292 and encodes 507 amino acids.